GAGGCACGGGGAGGAGGCGGCUGUGAGACUCCGAUUUUCCGAGAGGGAAAAAGAGAGGGGCUUCCGAAAGCUCGAAACCCUAAGAGCUACUCAUUAUUUCCCAAUAGCGAAAGAAAGAGAUCGAGUUUUAAUUCCUUUUUUGGGGAGGAGGAGAUUGCUUGCUUGCUUCGCUCUCGGUCACUCUUCAAUUUGUUGUUUCUUGUUUUUUUUUUCCCCGCAAUCUCAAACCCAUCUUGUUCCAGUCGAAGCUUGGUGUUCUUCGGGUGGAGAGUGAUAAUAAUUGCAGUGAGAAGCUCUUUUUUUGCAUGUUAUUUGUUUGUUUGUUUUGGUUGGGGGGUGAGAAAGGGAGGGAGGGAGGCAGGCGGUGAGUCACACACACAGACAGACCCAUCGAACAAACAAAAUCCAAUCCUCAAAAUUGACUCGCCACAGCCACUCGCUCAGCGUGCGUGGGACAAACCCUAAAAACAUUUCCCCCCAUUUCAACACAAACGCUCCUCUCCACACGCGCAAGCCUUCCCACUCGCCCCCUGCUUCUCGGCUUUUCUUCCCAGAUGCUAUACUUGAAUUUAGAAUGGAAACACGUUAACUUCAGUAGUGAUAUGAAAGUUCCUCUCAGCACACAAAACCUAAGGUAUGGAAAAAAUGAGAAGCACAAAGCAGGUCUCAGGAUGUUUUUUGAUGAGUAAGAUAAAGAUUUCAUUAAUGAUUAAAGGGGAUGUUCAGUACACAAGAGAUCCACUUAACAGUCAAAGGUGAUAAUGUGAACUGGAGCAAGAAGUGGCAGACUGUCAAGAAUCAAGGUAACAUCCGAUAAUAGUUCGCCAGAUUUGGUUUAUUCUCAUCAUGGACAUAGAUCUUAGGCUACCUUCUGGUGAGCAUGAUAAGGAAGAUGAAGAACCAAAUGCAAUUGAUAACAUCUUGAAUGUUGAUGAGAAACUGCAUAAUGGAGAUGUAGAGGGUGACCAUAUGGUUGAUGUUGGAGUUGAGGUACGCAUUGAAGAUGGUGGAGAUUUGAUUUCUCCCACGGUGGAUAUGGUAGUGUUUAAAGAGGAUAUGAAUCUUGAGCCACUUUCAGGUAUGGAAUUUGAAUCACAUGGAGAAGCUUAUUCAUUCUAUCAAGAAUAUGCUCGGUCUAUGGGAUUCAACACUGCGAUACAAAACAGCCGGCGUUCAAAGACUUCAAGAGAAUUUAUUGAUGCCAAAUUUGCUUGUUCUCGAUAUGGGACCAAGCGAGAGUAUGACAAAUCCUGCAAUCGACCACGUGCUAAACAGAACAAGCAAGAUUUGGAAAAUGCAACUGGUCGACGGUCAUGUGCGAAGACAGACUGCAAAGCAAGCAUGCAUGUGAAGAGAAGGUCAGAUGGUAAAUGGGUUAUACAUACUUUCAUGAAGGAGCAUAACCAUGAGCUACUACCAGCCCAGGCUGUGAGUGAACAAACAAGAAAGAUGUAUGCUGCAAUGGCUAGACAAUUUGCUGAAUACAAAAAUGUGGUUGGUCUCAAGAAUGACCCCAAAACCCCAUUCGAAAAAGGUCGCAAUUUGGCACUAGAAGCAGGAGAUGUCAAGAUUUUACUUGAUUUUUUCACACAGAUGCAAAAUAUGAAUUCCAAUUUCUUUUAUGCUGUAAAUCUGGGAGAAGAUCAACGACUGAAAAAUUUUUUCUGGAUUGAUGCCAAAAGUAGGCAUGACUAUAAGACUUUCAGUGAUGUAGUGUCAUUUGAUACUACUUAUGUUAAGAACAAAUAUAAGAUGCCUCUUGUUAUAAUUGUUGGGACGAACCAACACUAUCAAUUCAUGUUGCUUGGAUGUGCCCUGAUAUCAGAUGAAAGUGCAACAACAUUUUCUUGGUUAAUGCGAACAUGGCUGAAAGCAGUGGGUGGGCAAGCUCCGAAAGUAAUGAUCACUGACCAUGACAAAACCAUUAAAUUAGCUGUUUCCGAGGUCUUUCCAGAUGCUCAGCAUUGCUUUUGUUUGUGGCAUAUAUUGGGGAAGGUUUCUGAAAAUCUUGGUCACGUAAUCAAACAGCAUGGAAAUUUUAUGGCAAAAUUUGAAAAAUGCAUCUUCCAGUCAUGGACAAAUGAAGAAUUUGAAAAAAGGUGGUGGAAAAUUCUUAAUAGAUUUGAACUCAAAGAAGAUGAAUGGAUGCAGUCACUAUAUGAAGAUCGUAGACUAUGGGUGCCAACAUAUAUGAAGGAUGUGUGUUUGGCUGGGAUGUCCACAGUUCAGCGGUCAGAAAGUGUAAAUUCCUAUUUUGAUAAGUAUGUGCACAAGAAGACCACCAUACAAGAAUUUGUGAAACAAUACGAACCAAUUAUACAAGAUCGGUAUGAAGAGGAAGCCAAAGCAGAUUCUGACACGUGGAACAAACCACCUGCAUUAAAAUCUCCUUCCCCUCUGGAGAAGAGUGUUUCAGGGGUGUACACACAUGCAUUAUUCAAGAAAUUUCAGGUUGAGCUUCUAGGUGUAGUUGCUUGUCAUCCUAAAAAAGAAAGACAAGAUGACACAAUAACUACUUUCCGAGUUCAAGAAUUUGAAGGGAGUCAAGAAUUUAUUGUUAUAUGGAAUGAAAUGAAAUCAGAAAUUUCCUGUAUAUGUCGACUGUAUGAGUACAAAGGUUAUCUUUGUCGACAUGCAAUGAUUGUUCUUCAAAUGUGUGGCCUUUCUGCCAUUCCAUCCCAGUAUAUUUUGAAACGGUGGACGAAAGAUGCAAAGAGCAAGCAUUUGUUGGGAGAAGAAUCGGGACUAAUGCAAUCUAGGGUGCAAAGAUACAACGAUUUAUGUCAACGGGCGAUGAAACUGAGUGAAGAGGGAUCUCUUUCUUUGGAGAGUUACAGUUUUGCAAUCCAUGCACUAGAUGAAGCUUUUGGAAGCUGUGUGAGUAUGAAUAAUUCUACUAAGGGCCUCGAAGAAGCUGGCACAUCAGAUACUCAUAUUCUACUUUGCAUGGAAGAAGACAACCAAAGUAGAAGUACUGGGAAGACAAAUAAAAAAAGGAAUCCAACAAAGAAAAGAAAGGUGAACCCUGAAUCUGAUGUUAUGACUGUUGGGGCAGAAGACAGCUUGCAGCAAAUGGAGAAAUUAAGCUCAAGAGCAGUAACCCUUGAUAGCUACUACAGCAGACAACAGAGCAUGCAAGGAAUGGUACAACUGAACUUAAUGGCACCAACACGUGAUAAUUACUAUGGGAAUCAGCAGACCAUUCAGGGGCUGGGGCAAUUGAACUCAAUAGCACCAAGCCAUGAUGGUUAUUACAAUGCUCCUCAAAGCAUGCAUGGGCUGGGACAGAUGGAUUUUUUCCGAACACCAACUGGCUUCACCUAUGGCAUUCGAGAUGAUCCCAAUGUGAGGGCUGCACAACAGAUGCAUGAUGAUGCAUCCAGACAUCUGUGAGACGCAACUUUCUCAUUAUGAAGGUAGUUCGCAUUUGAAAUGAAUUUUAUCUGUUGGCCCCAAAAAGUUUUUGAAAAAAAGGCUACAUUAGAAUUCUUUACCUUGUAGGUGGGGCUUAGCUAAUGUCUCUACUAAGAAUGAUAUGUAUCAUGCCUUGUAAAAGGAAGGAUUACGAUAGAGCACCUUCCUUUGUUGUCUAUAAAUUAUAUGAUAAGAUGGACUAGGCUGUUGCUGUUUAUCUUCACCAUUUCUUUUGAAAUUUCCCCGAGAGUUGGAACAGAUUUGAGGUAGGGUUGCAUCUCUUGUAAAAGUUGUUGUAUUAAUGAUCUGUGACUGGUAAUUCUAGAUAGGAGCAAUCAAAAUCUGUGUUACAUAACGAUUGGCUGAUAUGUUAUCUAUGUAUUUUGGCCAAUCAAUGUAUUUUGCAACUCCACAAGUGGUAACAGGAGCAGGCAUGUUGAAAAUAGUUCA
Molecule: messenger RNA, 3864 nt
Organism: Juglans microcarpa x Juglans regia
Lineage: Eukaryota; Viridiplantae; Streptophyta; Magnoliopsida; Fagales; Juglandaceae
Product: protein FAR-RED ELONGATED HYPOCOTYL 3-like
Exons: 9
Coding region: 847-3393 (848 amino acids)
Biological process (GO): regulation of DNA-templated transcription
Molecular function (GO): zinc ion binding
Source: RefSeq, a predicted model, not a curated record